CUCAAGCAUUCAACUAGUUAUUGUUAGAAAUAUUACUCUUUUUUUUUUUUUUUAAUGCAAUGCAUUGUUUUUUGUAGAUAAAAUCUCACAUAUCACGGUUUAAAACAAAACCCCAAACCUCAUAUAAAAUGAAAAAUAACAUGGCUGGUAUAAUAUUGAGUCUUGACUCUUGAGAUGUAUUUUUUCAGGAUUUCAGGUCUCUCUAUUCGUACCGAAAGCUCAUCCUGCUGUCUGUUAGUUCUCAGAUUCAUGCGUUAUUGAGAGACGAUCUUCAGUUCAUCUAGCAUUCAGCUGAUGUUAAUCACGCUCCAUCUUCUACAUUCGCUGCUUCUUCAGAAACAGGAUUCAUGUGAUUUUAGAGUCUGGAAAGUCAUUUUAACUCCGUUCAGGGAUCUGAAUGUCUAAACGAGAUUAUUUCUUUGCAGCGGUCGAGGAGCAGGAGGAGCAUCAGGCCGUCGUUUCAGACAUUAAAAAACAACAGGAAGAAGAAAUCCUGCAAAUUGAGGAGGAGUCUAUGAUAAAGACGGUGCAUCUGAAGCAGGAGCACGUCUGCGUGAUCGAGCAGCUGGAGCAGACCAUCGAAGACCUGCGCAGUAAGAUCGCCGAGCUGGAGAAACAGCAGCCCCUGCUGGAGCGGGAGGUGCUGCUGACACAGGACCAGGAGUGCGGAGGAGAGGAGCGCCUCCUCCCGGACGUCUGCCAUGUGGACCUGCAGACAGAGAACACUGCGCUGCUGCCGCUGGAGGCCAAAUCGGUGCAGACGUCUCCCAUGGAGGAGAGCUUUAGGUUUAAAGUUUCUCCUGUGGAGGCGCAGGGGCCCGGGAGGAGUGACUCCUCGCUGCCAUCAGAAACUGAGAAUGCUUCUCAAGCGUUUGUGUGCAUGUGCCAGCAGCUGCCGGGCGCUUCGGUGCCUCCUCCACCACCACCUCCUCCUCCAUCCGGGAUGUGUGCACCUCCUCCUCCACCUCCACUUCCAGGAAUGAGCGCUCUUUCUGCACCACCUCCUCCGCCAGGCAGUUCAUUUCCUCCUCCUCCACCUCCUUUACCAGGAAUGGGUGCGCCUCCUCCUGCACCUCCUCUACCAGGAAUGGUUGCACCUCCUCCUGCGCCUCCUCUACCAGGAGUGGUUGCGCCUCCUCCUGCGCCUCCUCUACCAGGAGUGGUUGCGCCUCCUCCUGCGCCUCCUCUACCAGGAGUGGUUGCGCCUCCUCCUGCGCCUCCUCUACCAGGAGUGGUUGCGCCUCCUCCUGCGCCUCCUCUACCAGGAAUGGGUGCGCCUCCUCCUCCUCCUCCUCCUCCAGGUCCUCCGCCGUUGGCUCCUGGUCCUCCUCUGGCCUUCGGUUUGGGUUCUCUGCCUCCGCCGCUCCCGCUGGGUCUGUACGCGUUAGGAGCUCCGCAGGAGAAACCGCCUCGCAAAAGCUUGGUGGAGCCACCGAGACCAAUGAAACCGCUGUACUGGACCCGAAUACAGCUGCACACCAAAAAGGACUCUCAUGCUCUCGUGUGGGAGAAGAUCGAAGAGCCAUCCGUGGAUUUUGACGAGUUUGUCGAUCUCUUCUCCAAAACUGCAGUGAAAGAGAAGAAGAAGCCUCUUUCAGACACGAUCAGCAGGUCAAAGACCAAGCAGGUGAGCAGAGACGUCCGCUGUUAUGUCUGCGGCUCAGGAUGAGGUUAGAGUUGGUACGAGUUUACGAGCACAACGAGACCGUUUCCAUGACUGAGUCCUGACGUUUGUGUACAGACGGCGGCUCCUCUCAGAGUAAAUGGCCAAGCGCUUGGCACCGCCGUGCACCGGAUUCCAGCUCUGAUUGGAAAUAUGACCGUAAAGAGCAGAACCGAGGCGCAUAAAUAUCGCAAAGUGCUCCAAACGCUCGUGGGUUUAUCAGAUCAGUGUCAGACGUGCGUAUGUGGAAACCACCAGCUUUCACAUUCAUAUUCUCAGUCUGUUUCUGUAAAGGCUCGUAUGUGGGAGUUUCCUC
Sinocyclocheilus rhinocerous is the source of this 1979-nucleotide messenger RNA. Its product is annotated as formin-2-like. NCBI's taxonomy places the organism in Eukaryota, Metazoa, Chordata, Actinopteri, Cypriniformes, Cyprinidae. The transcript has 4 exons. Bases 398 to 1669 code for a protein of 423 amino acids. The record is from RefSeq and is a predicted model, not a curated record.